Messenger RNA from Oldenlandia corymbosa var. corymbosa, 3233 nucleotides. NCBI's taxonomy places the organism in Eukaryota, Viridiplantae, Streptophyta, Magnoliopsida, Gentianales, Rubiaceae. The record is from the annotation of a GenBank genome assembly.
CGAAACUCGAUUGAUUUAUUAUUAUCUUUUGUUUUGAUGAAGGAAAGAAUGCAGUCGAUGAAGCCUAACUAUAUUUAUCAUUCGAAAAAUCCAACGAAUUUCCUCUCUCUCUCUCUCUCUCUCUCUCUCUCUCUCUCUUUUUUCCCCACUUCCUGUUGUAGCUUUUUUAUGUUCUGUAAAAUUGAUUAAAAUUUCCAGAAAUAGUUUUCCGUUGAAUGAUUUUCGAUGUAGUUCGACUGUAUAAACAUCUUUCUACUGGCUAUUGGGUUUUCGGUUUGUGACUUCAAUAUUAAACUACAGAUUGAUAGUUGACGAUGGCUAGUGUUUUACUUCUUUUAGGGUUUACUUCAGAGUUUUCUCGAUGUUUGUUUUUCAAUUUUCUUUUGAUAAAAUCAAUUCCUUCGGCCCAAUAAUGUUCAAGUAAUCCACAUUGUGGGUUGUUGAAAAAUUCCGUUUCUUAAGAAAUAGAAGAUGAUAAGGUAACCAAAUGAAGACUCAGUAGUCAGGAAUUACUUUCUUCUGGUCUGUGAAAGUGUUUCCCCAAGAAAAGUACUCCGUUCUGAAAAAUAGUGGACAUUUUAAUUUAAAUUCAACUUAAAGCAGUGCAAUUUGCAUUUUACAAUGUGGGCUUCUUUGGGGCAGAGUGAGUAGCUCUUCUGCUAAAACACAACUGAAAGGAGCUAUUUUUUCAUUUUUAUUUUCUUGUAUCUUUGUUUUCAUUUUGGGCCUAGCCAGCCUUAGAGUUGAGUGCCUUCAGAAAAGAAAGUGUUGAAUCUGGACUCCUUUUCUGGCAUUGAAGGAGCAUUUCUAAGACACUGAUGAAUUUCUACUCUAUUUCCUCUUAUCUCUUACAGGAAGCUUUGGUCCUCAUUCUAGAUGUUGGUCCAGCAAUGCAUGCUAUUCUUCCACAGGUGGAAACAAUUUGUUCUAUGCUGAUCGAGAAGAAGCUGAUUUACGGAAAAACUGAUGAAGUAGGAGUUGUUUUAUUUGGAACUGAAGUGACUGCAAAUGAGUUGACUAAGGAGGUUGGUGGAUAUGAGCAUGUGAUGGUUUUACGGCCGAUAAAAGUUGUUGAUGGAGAUCUACUAGAAGCUGUUCAAAACCUUCCUCGAGGAACUGUUCAUGGUGAUUUUCUUGAUGCUAUUGUUGUUGCAAUUGAUUUGAUGAUUAAAAAGUUUGGUCCUACGAAUAAGGGGAAGAAGCGUUUUUGUCUCAUCACCAAUGCAAUGUAUCCGAUUAAUGAUCCAUUUGAAGGAACAAAAGAAGAUCAAGUGAGCACCAUUGCUUCACAAAUGAUGAAGCAGGGCAUGAAAAUGGAUUGUGUAAUCACUCGGCUGAACUCAAAUCUGGAGGCGCAUAAGAGAGUAAUGGAAGAGAAUGAUUUCCUGUUGAAAGUUUUUUCAGAAAAAUCUGUCUCGAAGGUGGUUUAUGUGGAGAGCUCAACAAAAUUGCUGGGUGCUCUAAGAACUCGUAACAUAUCUCCUUCCACUAUAUACAGAGGUGACUUUGAACUGAGCCCUACUGUGAAGAUCAAGGUAUGGGUCUAUAAAAAGACAUCAGAAGAAAAAUUUCCCACUUUGAAAAGGUAUUCUGAUAGAGCACCUCCUACUGACAAAUUUGCUACACAUGAAGUCAAGGUUGACUAUGAAUACAGAAGUAUUCAAGAUCCGAGUAGAGUUGUACCACCAGAACAGAGGAUUAAAGGUUUUCGAUAUGGACCCCAAGUGGUUCCAAUUUCGUCAGCAGAGUUAGAGGCUGUAAAGUUUAAACCAGAAAAGGGUGUGAAGCUCCUAGGAUUCACUAAUUCCUCAAACAUAAUGCGGCACCAUUAUAUGAAGGAUGUCAACAUCUUCAUUGCUGAGCCAGGAAAUACAAGAGCAAUUCUUGCCGUUUCUUCCUUAGCAAGAGCAAUGAAGGAAAUGAACAAAGUAGCCAUCGUCCGCUGUGUGUGGAGACAGGGGCAGGGUAAUGUUGUUGUGGGGGUCCUAACUCCUAAUCUCUCUGACAAUGAUAAAACUCCUGAUUCAUUCUACUUCAAUGUUCUUCCCUUUGCCGAGGAUGUGAGGGAAUUCCAAUUUCCAUCUUUUAGCAGUUUGCCUCCAUCAAUGCAGCCAAAUCAACAGCAACAGGAAGCCGCAGAUAAAUUGGUUAGAAUGCUUGAUCUAGCCCCCAGUGGAAAAGAGGAAAAUUUGCAGCCUGACUUUACACCAAAUCCUGUCCUAGAGCGCUUUUAUCGUUUCCUGGAAUUGAAGUCUAAGGACUGCAAUGCAGCUGUUCCACCGCUUGAUGAGACUCUCAGCAGAAUAACAGAGUCCGACCCUGAUAUGUUUUCUCAAAACAAAUCUAUCAUUGAUGACUUCCGUAGGUGUUUUGAACUUAAAGAAAACCCAAAGCUCAAGAAAUCUUCUAGAAGGUUGUUGAAAGAGAAACCUUCUGGAUCCGAUGAUGAAGGACAGGGUGUUGGUAAUGGUUCCAAUGCUCAGCCAAUGGAUUUAAUCGAGUACAAAUCUGGAGUCAAAGUCGAAAAGAUAGGCGACUUGAAUCCUGUUCAAGACUUUGAAUCAAUGAUAUCUCGAAGAGAUAGUCCAGAGUGGGUCAACAAAGCAAUAAGGUAUAUGAAGGAUAAAAUUUCUGAAUUAGUGAAGAAUUCGUGCGAAGGUGACGUAUAUCAGAAAGCCGUGGAAUGUUUAGUGGCAUUGCGAAAAGGUUGCGUUUUAGAGCAGGAGCCAAAAGAGUUCAACGAAUUCCUUCUGCAUCUUUGUAAGCUUUACCAGGAAAAUGACCUAAAGAGGUUUCGCAAAAUUCUUGCAGCUCAUGGGGUUACGCUUAUCAGCAAAACAGAAGCCACAGACAGUGAAAUUACAGAUGAUGAGGCUAAAUCCUUCAUGCUCAAAUCGGAGCCAAAAUCUGAGCAAUUAUCUUGAAUAGUUUCACAUGUAGGGCUUGUGAAGAUGACGAUUAUCUAUUACUGUGAUCAUUAGAUCUGAGGAAUACUUUUUUCAGAGUGAAUUACAUAAGUUUCUAGAAAACAGCUCCUGUAUAUGCGAUAGGCUGUAUAAUGACUUUGCUUUCAUCUUCUUUUUCUUUUCUCUUGGUUUUACAUAUGUUCUUUGGUUGGUUGUAUGUAAUUGCAAUCGAUCCUAAUGUCCAGCAAAGUGUUGAAAUUGAAAGGGUUCAUAACCAAAUAAUAAAUAAACAAGUAUACAGUAAGUGGCUAAGUCACCCUGGAUGAG